This is a messenger RNA of Gavialis gangeticus (Gharial), 7125 nucleotides long. It is a transcript of the gene SNX19, whose product is annotated as sorting nexin 19. Gene Ontology annotation, cellular component: intracellular membrane-bounded organelle; early endosome membrane. The record is from RefSeq and is a predicted model, not a curated record. Gene Ontology annotation, molecular function: phosphatidylinositol binding. Lineage: Eukaryota; Metazoa; Chordata; Crocodylia; Gavialidae. Bases 774 to 3785 code for a protein of 1003 amino acids. The transcript has 11 exons.
AAUUUGCAUUACUGUCUUCCAGCUUCUUGCGCUGUGUGUUGCUGCUGGCUCCUGUCACUAGAUGGCACUGAGAAAACCUGCUCGGUGUUGCUUUGCACCCUCCGCUGUCCUCUUUUCCUAGCUGCUCCUCGGCAGAGGCAGAUCAGGAAGCUGGUAGGCAACACCCCCAGCCCACCCAUCCCUGGGAGAAGAGAUGGCCAGACCCAGGCCCGAGAGCAGCUGCUGGGCUGGACAUGGAUGCUGAGCAGGGCCAGGGGAAAGAAAAGGAGCCAAGGCCCAGCGAUGCAUCGUAGCACAGCCUGGAGAGAGCCCUGUGACGUAGGACCGUGAGCGCCCGGUGAAGCCCUGCGUGUUGCAGAAGGAUUGGAGGUUGUCGCUGGCUUUAUAAGGAAGAUGCAUGGGGGGGAACAAAAGAGCAGGGGGCUAAUGUGAAUGUGGGCCUGGGGCAGCCCAACCCUGUUGGUCAAAAAGCAGGCCAGUGAUGCUUUUAAAGGGACUCUUAUAGUUUGGGGAUUUUAAAGGGAAUCAGCCGGCCUUAGACCCUGUGGCAAAGGGGGAGCAAUUGGGCAGCGCCCGCAGCUGCGUGGGGGUGCAUUGGUGCUAGGGUUUGGACUCAGCAGAGUGUUGCUCGCAGCUUUGGCCUGUCCUCAGUCCUGGCUGGCUGUGCAGGGUGUUUGCCAGGGUCCGAUUAAAGCCCUGCUCUGCUUGUCCAUGUCACAGGGCACGGCCGCUUGCACUGCUGCUGGCCAGACCUUGCCCUGCCGCCUCUGGGGAUGAAAAGCCAGAGGAUGCUCAAAGCGCAGGGCGGCGGGAGCCUCGGAGACCUGAUCGGCACCAGGAGGCUGAUUGCUCUCGGGGCCGUGCUAGGCUGGUUGCUAAUUGUCCACCUCCUUGUCAACGUCUGGCUGCUUUGCAUCCUCUCGGGCUUACUGGCCGUGCUGGGGGGAUGGCUGGGGUCCCAGGCCGUCAUCGGCACCAGCAAACGCAUCCACCUGGAAAGGUUCGUGGUGCUGGAGCCCUGCCCCCAGAGCCCCGAGGCGGAGAGGCAGCUGGACGCCGAGAUCGACCGCACCAUCCAGAAGAUCAUCCGGGACUUCGUGUCCUCCUGGUACCAGACGGUGAGCAGCGAGCGCGGCUUUGAAGAGGAGCUGCGGAAGGCCAUGGCGGAGGUGGCAAAAGAGCUCAAGAGGAGGAUGGUGCUGGUGGACCGGCAAGCCCUGACCCAGAAGGUCCUCCUGCUUUGCGGCUGCCACCUGCAGAGCUACAUGAAAGCCAGGGAAACUGUGGGGGUUGCAGGGAAACCGGGGGACCCACAGCAGUGGGCAGCUGAGCUCUGGCGAGCGUACAGUGCAAGCACGCCUCCACACCCAGCUGUCCAGAGUCCUGGCAUGGAAGUGAACUACACCCGGGGCAUUGUGGACCUGUUGCUCCAGGGGCUGGUACCCAAGCCUCACCUGGAAACCAGGACCGGGCGCUUCGUGGUGGUGGAGCUGAUCACCUGCAACGUGCUCCUGCCCAUGAUCAAUAAGAUGGCUGACCCCGACUGGAUCAACCUGCUGCUGAUUGGGAUUUUCUCCAAGACGGGCAGCAAAGUGGUGAGAGCAGUGAAGGGAGAGGAGGCCCCUCCACCCUCCCCUUCCUGCCAAGCCCCGGUGCCAAGCUCCUUGCCGCUAAAGGAGCAAUUGGAAGCCACCCCAGAGGUUGCAGACCCAUCUCCAAGGGCCUCUGAGCCCCCCGGAUACAAUGAGGUGGAUGGUGUGGAGUGCAACCACCAGGAGAGGGAAGAUGGGAGAGACUCAGUGGGUGGAGAGUCCAGUUUGGACAUGGACAGAAGGAAAGCCGGCAGCACGCCUGUGCGCUCCCUCCAGCCCGACACUCUGGGCUCGCUCUUCCCCUGCGAGGACUUGGACCUCGAGUCCCCCAUGUCCGACCUGGGCAAAGACUCUGACUCUGUGGUGCUCUUGUCCACCGAGGAUUUUCUUCCUGGCGCGUUCCAAGACAGCUUUGCAGAGCUGGAGGGGCCAGAUGGCUUGGACCAAGAGGAUGCUGUGGGAGGCAAGAAUGGGUACCUGGAGGACAGCACUGUCCCCAGCUCCAAGACAUGCCUGCUCACCACCGUGCUGGGCCCUUGCCCUGACAUUCAGAUUGACCCUGUGGUAGAGAAGGAGGAGAGCCUGGCUGCUCUCACUGCACUGUUGUCUGAUCCAGAGAAGCCUUUCUCACAGCGACCUUCCUUCUUGGGGAAAGAGCUGGUGUCCUCGGAGAGCCAGGCACAGAGCCCCCUGGACCCCAGCCAGCCGCCCCCCCUGCUCUCCUCCUCCCCCACGGCUCCCCUCAACACCUUCAGCUUUGAGCCGCUCAGUAGCCCCGAUGGCCCGGUUGUCAUCCAGAACCUGCGGAUAACCGGCACCAUCACUGCCCGAGAGCACAGCGGGACGGGUUUUCAUCCCUACACGCUCUACACGGUGAAGUAUGAGACGGCCCUGGAGAGUGAGAACGCCAGCAGCCUUCAGCAGGUGGCCUACCACACCGUGAACCGGCGUUACCGGGAGUUCCUGAACCUGCAGACGAGGCUGGAGGAGAAGCCGGAUCUGCGGAAACUCCUGAAAAAUAUCAAAGGUCCAAAGAAGCUCUUUCCUGAUCUCCCAUUUGGAAACAUGGACAGUGAUAGGGUGGAGGCCCGGAAAAGUCUCCUAGAGUCAUUCUUGAAGCAACUGUGUGCUAUUCCUGAGAUCGCCAACAGUGAGGAGGUGCAGGAGUUUCUCGCCCUUAACACAGACGCGAGGAUCGCAUUUGUCAAGAAGCCCUUUGUGGUCUCCAGAAUUGACAAGAUCAUGGUCAAUGCCAUUGUGGACACCUUGAAGACCGCGUUCCCCAAGUCAGAGCCUCAAAGCCCUACGGAGGACCUCAGUGAAGCUGAAGUGGAUGGGAAAUCCCAGCCAGAUGGGAAGAAGUCGAAUAAGCCCCGGCUGAGGUUCCCAUCCAGUAAAAUUGCUCCGGUGCUGAGUGUGCCUGAGGUGAACGAGCGGGUCCUGUAUGCACUGAGGGAAGGCAGUGCUGUCUCUGACACCCUGUCUGUGGCCGGGAUGGAGUCCUUCAUUCAGAAGCAGGAGAAGCUCCUGGAGACUAUGCCCAGCAAGGCCCCUGAAAACGAGGGAGACAGAGAGACAAAGGAGCCCACUGUGCACAAUGCCUCCACAUGUGCGCCUCAGCCGCUGGAGCACCAGCAUGAUGAUGACAACCCUGGUUCUGAGACAGUCCUGGCAGACAUUGCCCUGGACCUGCUGCGCCUGCUAAUGGUGGAUCACUGGAGCUGGCUGUGCACAGAAAACAUGCAGAAGGUGGUACACCUGCUCUUCAGCACCCUGAUCCAAAGAUGGUUAGAAGUGCAGGUGGCCAACCUGACCUGCACUCAGCACUGGGUCCAGUACCUCCGGGUGCUGCAGGAGUCCAUAUGGCCAGGAGGAAUCUUACCGGUGGUGCCUAAGCCAGCCAGGACCCAGGAGCAGAAGAAGGCAGCAGCAGAACAGGCAUUGCAGAGCCUGAUGGGAAUACUGCCUGACAUAAUCCUGGAAAUCCUGGGGACAAGCAAAUGUCAACUGAGCUGGAACUUGGUACUUGAGUCUCUGCAUCAACCCAUCAUGAACAGGCACCUGGUUUUCUCCUUUUUAGAUAUCCUGCUGGAGAUUUUGAUCCUUGACAACUCCAGUGAUGAGCCCAAAACCACAGCCGUAGCUCCCUCAGUCUCUAGCCCUCUUGAGAGAGGAGGCAUUUCACCUCGCUAGCUAAGCUUGGUGUUGCCAGUAGUAAAGUGAGAAGAACCCACACGCAUCAGCUGAUUGUCAUUCCAUGUCUGCUGCACAGGUCUGGGAGUUUCUUAAUUGACUUCUCCAGCCAGUCCUAAAUGGAGCUCCUUUCAGGCUUCUCCUUGCUGGCCAGGUGACUAGGUCCAGCGUAAUGGAGUGGAGACGUCCGUGAGCAAUGCACUGUUCGUUCUAUCACAUGUAUGAUGGAGGGCAAGGAGCUCUCUGCUGGAAGGUGCUUAAUUUCUGUUGGGGUGGGCAGUCUGCUAAGCAGGCACUAUUGCUAGUUGUAAGUCCAUGCCCUGCAUGUCUGAACAGCCCUAACCUGGAAUGAUGGGCGACACAUGAAGUUUACUGCCAUGGCUGGAGGCUCUGGCAUGGACAUGCAGACACAUUGCUGCGGAGAUCUCAUUGACUCCCUCCAGAAAGUAAAGAGAAGAAAUAAAACUCUUGUUACUACUGACCAAAUCCCCCAUUUUGCUCUUCACUGGACAGAGGUGGAACCCUACUUCAGUUCUUCCUAUGAAGGAAAGUUGUCCGAGAUGGAAGAAUUCCCCAUCCCAUCUCCCAAAAGAGGUGAGAUGGCUGAAUUAACAGGAGAGAGGAGGCAGCCUGGCUAUAAAGACACCCUCCCUAAGCUGCUGUUCUCAGUGUCUUCAAGCACAUUCCAUGCUUAGUUCUUGCUUUGAUCUGCCCCCUUAGCCUGAAGAAAGGAGAUUCAGAGAGAAAUAUUCCCCUCUCCUGGAUAAUGAAGUGGAAUAUCCUACAUGGAGAUCCUGGAGAAAUGAACAUAGCCCCAAACCAUAUCCAUAAGCACCGCAGACUCUCCAAAAACCUCUCCCUGGGAGCUCAAAAGUGAUGACAAGUGCCUGGCUUGCCUUAGGGGUAAGGGAGGUUUCAUAGUCAUCACUCAAAGACCAUCUCUCACUGCCCAGUCUGGCAAGGGAAGAGGUUGCAGGGUCCUGUAAGUGUUCCUGGGUUACAGGACAGGCGAGCAAUGGCCUUUCCUGAUCUUCGCCAGCAUAUUUCUCCUUUUGAUUCAUGUUAUCUAUGGUGCUGCUCACUUGGAAGGCACAGGCCACUUUGUGCAGAAGAGGAACAGACCCAUGUAAGACAUGGGUCAGUAAAUGAGCUUCUGAGCAUAAGAUCCGUAAACUCCUUUGAGCGUUGUUGAGGAUAUUGUACAGGUUUUGCUGGUUGUGAAGGGGAAGAACAGAGCAAACGGCAUUAGGACUCCAGGGUUCUGUCUCUAGCUCUGAUCAGCUACAUGACCAAGAGUAAAUUAUUGCUCUAAAAUUGAGAGAGGCACUAUUUUCAAAGUGGUUAGAGAUCAGGUAUGCUAUAGAAAUAGCAUACGAUGGUACUGCCUAUGUAUUGCCUGGUAGAGUCUGCUGCCAAUACUCUAUAGGCUUCAGGGGGCUUGCCGCUGCCUAGCUGUUUGAAUUGAUGUCACAGCAAGUGAGCUAGUGCCAUGAGCAACAGCAAAGCCAAUUGUUCUUCCUCCAGCUCACAAACCACCUUUAAUUAGGGCAUGGGUCACAGUAUAGACAGCACAGAUUUAUUCAUCCAAGAGGCUAUUUCUGCCUGUGAAUCUCUGCAGUUUAAUGUGACUAUUGGGUGAGACCUAGCAAGAAAAAUGUCUACAGAUAAUCACAGCUGGGAGUCCCUGUUACAGGAUCUCCCACUACAUUUGUUUUCUGUAUAACAGGGAAACUGAGCUGAAAGGGAAAUGCAGUGGCAUGUCAUAGGGGGUUUGGUUGUAGUGGCAUGCCACAGCAGCCCACUACUCAAACAACUGUGUUAGAAUUGAGUGUGCAGCAUUAUUUUUGCUGUAGGAAAUUUUGAACUGGGAGACACUUUAAGACAAGCACAUGUAUCUUUGAAGGCACAAACCCUACUGAUGGGCACUGUCUCCCCUACAUAUAUCUAAUCUCGUGUGUGUAUCUCAUUGUGCAUGCCUGUGUAUCAGUCUGUCUUGCUGGUUAAAUGCUGAGAGGGAUGGGAUUAAUGCUACACAUGCUGAAAAAGUAUAAAUACUAAUGAGGGAGAGAAGUCUUGUGAGAUGGUUAACAUGAGCUCCAAAACUAAAGGGAAAUCUUGUGAGAUCAAGCAGAUUGGGGACUGGUUAUAAGAACAUGCAAUAUCAGUAGCAUCUUUUAGGGAGAAAAGUGGCCUCUUAAUUGGAAAGGGUGAAGGCCCUUUAGCUGAGUUGUUGGAGAGAGAUUUGGGUGAAGCAGGUGCUGUGGAGGACAAUCCCACAGGGGCAGAAGAAUGGGAUUGGAAGGUGAUAGUUGAUAAGCCCUUUCUGCUUCUAGUUUCUCCUCUUGGUCAUUGGGUACAGGGCUAACCUUCACUAUCCCACUCUCCCUUCCUCCUCACUCCUAAGCCAGGAGGUUUUGCUUCUCUUGCCCAUAAGUUUGUUUUGCAGCCUGUCCUGACCGUUCUUGCCUGAGUGGAGUGAACAAGAGGCCCAUCAGCCAAGGCACAAUGCAAAAGUGCUGGGCUUGGUGCUCCUUAGUCUAAUGCCUCCCCUGUUUUUUUCUGGUCUGCUUCUUUGAGCUCAUUUCCAUCACUGUGACUUCUGUUUUUGAAUAUUCAGUCAUAACCCAACACAUGCCAGAGAAAACACUGUAAAAAGGCUGUUUGAAGGGAAGGUUGGGCUAGGCACUAACUGCAAAGCAGGCCUGCUACUCUACACAUGGAAGAGCAUCUAAUACUUGCCCUCCUCAAAGCCACCAGAAAUAGAAUUGGAAAGCAGAGGGUGUGAGCCGGGGCUUCCCGUCUGGCAGCAGGGGGAGGGGAGGGAGGGGUUCAACUUCUAACAUCCCUGUCUUGAGCUGUGGCACAACCUGAGUGAAUUCAUUUUCAUUCCUCCUGAUAGAAAUAGCAAGAGAUUUCCUUUGGUGAACUGUGAUGUGCAUAGCCGAAGAGUGUCAGCUACUCGCUGCUGUAUUGCAUUGCUGCUUUGUCUUUACACUGUGCUUAUGCCUUUCAUCCAGGGAUCUCAAAACACUUUGCAGACUUGAAUUCAGCUCUGGACCGCGCCUGCCUGGUAACGUGAUAGUGUUAUCUCUACGUUUGCUUGGGAAGGAGCUCAAGCAGAGAGAUGUGCUUUGCUUGCAUUCACUUUGUGAUUUUGUGGUAGUCAGGAAUAGCCUUCAGGAGCCCUGAACCCAGGGCCUCAGGUUUCACAAUUAGACAUAACCCCCUUUCGCUGAGAGAGACAAUGCAAAACGCAGUUUCCAUCCCAUUCCUCUACUUUUAACUGUUAGAUUCAAUCCUUCAACCCCCUGUUUCUCUCCUUCAGAAGACCAACGAUACC